UCUCAUAAACUCCUUAAUCCUUCAGUUUGAUUCUGUUACUGUUAGUAAAAUUUUGUCUAAAUUUUGAAGUUAGAUCAGUUUUAAUUUUUUUUUCUAAGCUGUCACGACAUUAACCUUUACAUCGUUUGCUUUUCCGUGAGUUUAUGAAAUAGCCCAACAUUUUUAAAUGAUACACAGCACACAAACAGUCAGCCUUUACUGGAGAAAACAAAACUCAGUCUAAUCUACUUUCAGAGCUGUUAAUAACAGGGAUGUUUAUGUACAGAAAUACCAAGUCUGGAGAGAAGAAACUAUAUAAAAUCUGGAAUGGAAUUUUAGCGGUGUAUAGUUUUACUGUCUGUUUACCAGGAGCUAUAUGUUGGCAGCAACAUCCAUUUAUUAUUCAAGUUUUGCAAAACCAUAAAAGUGAUGUUUCAUCUCAAAUAGAUAGCCUAGAACCAGCUACGUUGCAGACUGACAUAUUGUUGGAUAAAUCAAACAGUCACAUUUGUAAAAACCUAAAGAUAGAUGAAGCUUGCUUGACCAUCCAAUCAACAAUUAGUAGUACACUAAAUAUUUGGACCCAGAGCUCGGAAUGUGAAGGAUGCCCUGUUUUAUUCCAAAGAAACAUUACUUCUGCAGAAAAUGUGACUUUGAAAGUUAAUACCUCCACAGAAACUAACGUAACACUUACUAGAAGGACUGCUGAAGAUGUAUUUUGCAGCACUGAAAAACUACAGCAAUAA
Messenger RNA from Limulus polyphemus (Atlantic horseshoe crab), 725 nucleotides. RefSeq lists its product as uncharacterized. The transcript has 5 exons. The record is from RefSeq and is a predicted model, not a curated record. NCBI's taxonomy places the organism in Eukaryota, Metazoa, Arthropoda, Merostomata, Xiphosura, Limulidae. Bases 252 to 725 code for a protein of 157 amino acids.